Molecule: messenger RNA, 1678 nt
Organism: Erinaceus europaeus (western European hedgehog)
Lineage: Eukaryota; Metazoa; Chordata; Mammalia; Eulipotyphla; Erinaceidae
Gene: HSD17B11
Product: hydroxysteroid 17-beta dehydrogenase 11
Exons: 7
Coding region: 132-1034 (300 amino acids)
Cellular component (GO): lipid droplet
Molecular function (GO): oxidoreductase activity, acting on the CH-OH group of donors, NAD or NADP as acceptor
Source: RefSeq, a predicted model, not a curated record
GUUGUUUUUCUCGGUUGUAGCUCCAGCUCUUUACAGCUUCGAUCUCCCGGGCCCCGACCGCUGUCUGAGUGCCAGGUGGGGCGCGGAGAGCCAAAAGCAAGUUAUCGGGAGGGGGCUUGCCAGCUUGCAGGAUGCACUUCUUCCUGGACAUCCUCCUGCUGCUGCCCCUGCUACUCGCCGCCUCCCUGGAGUCGCUGGUCAAGCUCUUCAUCCCCAAGAGGAGGAAAUCGGUGGCGGGAGAGGUCGUCCUCAUCACCGGGGCGGGCCACGGCAUCGGGAGGCUGACCGCCUAUGAAUUCGCCAAACUCAAAAGCAAGCUGGUGCUGUGGGACAUCAACAAGCAUGGACUUGAAGAAACGGCUGCUGAGUGCAAGAGAUUGGGUGCCAGGGUUCAUGCUUGGGUGGUGGACUGCAGUAACCGGGAAGACAUCUACAGCUCCGCCAAGAAGGUGAAGGCUGAGGUUGGAGAUGUGAGCAUCUUAGUCAAUAAUGCCGGUGUGGUCUACACAGCAGAUCUGUUUGCUACGCAAGACCCUCAGAUUGAAAAGACUUUUGAAGUGAACGUACUUGCACAUUUCUGGACUACCAAGGCGUUCCUCCCAGCGAUGAUGAGUAAUAACCAUGGCCAUAUCGUCACUGUGGCUUCCGCAGCCGGGCACACCGUGGUGCCAUACCUGAUGGCCUAUUGCUCAAGCAAGUUUGCUGCUGUUGGAUUCCAUAGAGCCUUGACUGAAGAGCUGGCUGCCUUGAAAAAAACCGGAGUCAAGACCACAUGUCUGUGUCCCAAUUUCAUAAACACUGGCUUCAUCAAAAAUCCCACGACCAAUUUGGGACCCACUCUGGAGCCUGAGGAAGUGGUGGGCAAACUGAUGAGUGGGAUCCUGACUGAGAAGAAAAUGAUUUUUGUUCCAUCCAUGAUAAGCCUUCUAACUGUACUGGAAAGGAUCCUUCCUGAGCGUUUCAUGAUAACAUUGAAAAGAAAGAUCAACAUUAAGUUUGAUGCAGUAAUUGGAUAUAAAGACAAAGGACAAUAAAUGCUUGAGUUUUUGGAAAAUGGGUUGACCAGGUUUUAAUCAGAAUUAAAAAAGAAUCAGAAUUUUUGUGAUUAGUUUCCUGCCCUUUUUUUUUUUUUCCCAAUAUCACCUUUUGGAACACUGGCAGCCCUCAUAUUCUUUACUGAAAGAUAAUUUCUCUUAACACAAAAAGAGAACUAUCUUAGGACCUGACCUUAUGGGAAAAUGAAGAAGAAGGAGAAGGAGAAGAAGAAGAGGAAGAAGAAGAAAGAGAAGAGGGAAAAAAAAAAGAACAAAACAGUUGUAUAAAAUUUCUCAGACUUUGUGACUCAUCUGAAGAAUGCCUUACAAAAUGUGUACUGAAUGUGUUUAAAGAUUUUUUUUAAGUCAAUUCUACUUUUCUAAUUGGCAUGAAAACAAAAACUUGCAAGCUGUCAAAACAUAAUGAAGGACUGUGUCUGGUGGCAUUUCACAAUGAAUUUCUGUGCUGUGAGAAAGGGCGCUGGAGCACGGCAUCCUACACAUUACCACUCUGUUUCCUGCAGAUCCCUCCUGUCAAGAGGAAGGUGGAGGAGGACAUGGGGAACUAGCCCCAACCACUGGCUUUGAGAAUGGGGAAAAUACACCAAUCAGUGGCAAUAAUAAUAAUAAAUGGAUGAAACUUA